AUGGAUCCUACUGAGACCAGCCAGGGCCUCCACCUCCCUGACAGCUCUCAGUCCCAAAGGGAGGCAAGGGGUGUGGUGGGAGUCCAGGUCCCCAUAUCUGAGGCGGGGGAGGAGGAGGCCACUGCCACCACAUCACGGGGGGUGUCCCUUGGAGGAAUGCUGAGUUCUCCCCACAGUGCUCAGAGAGCCUCCUCUUCUCCCACUGCCGUGGGCUUCAUUGCAGUGGCACCAUCUGCUCAGGCCUCUGGCAAUCAAGCUAGUCAUGUGGCUAACCCUGAGCCUCCGCAGAAUGGGCUCAGUAGCAAGGUCGUGGAUUUGGUUCUCUUCCUGCUCCUCAAGUACAGGAGGAAGGAGAUAACAACUAGGGCAGAAAUUCUGCACAUGGUCAUCGGAGAUUAUGAGGCACACUAUUCCAUGAUCCUUAAGAAGGCCGCUGACUGCAUGCGGCUGAUGUUUGGCCUUGAGAUAAUAGAAAAUAACCCCCUUGAGCACACCCCUGUCCACUCCUACUCUCUUGUCCAUGCUCUGGGGAUCACCUAUGAUGGGAUGCAGCAUGGUUUCCCAGGCAUACCCAAGACAGGCCUGGUAAUAGUCAUACUGUGCAUCAUCUUCAUAGAGGACGAUUGUGUCAGUGAGGAGGUGUUGUGGAGUAUAUUGAAUAGGAUGGGGCUCUAUGCCGGGAGGGAUCAUUUCAUGUGUGGGGAGCCCAGGAGACUCAUCACUGAGCAUUUUGUGCAGGAAGGGUAUCUGGAGUACAGGAGGGUGCCAGACAGUGAUCCUCCCAGCCAUGAGUUCCUGUGGGGCCCAAGAGCCCAUGCUGAAACCACCAAGGUGGAAGUCUUGAAGUUUUUUGCCAGUGUUGUUAAGCAGGAUCCCAUAUCCUAUGUUUUCCCUAUGCAGAGAGAUGAGAUUGAGAAGUCUGAGGCCAUGAUCCCCCAAACAGUGACACUCCUGCCUGACCAGCACACAUUCUAG
This is a messenger RNA of Arvicola amphibius (Eurasian water vole), 975 nucleotides long. RefSeq names its product melanoma-associated antigen 10-like. Gene Ontology annotation, cellular component: nucleus. Gene Ontology annotation, biological process: negative regulation of transcription by RNA polymerase II. NCBI's taxonomy places the organism in Eukaryota, Metazoa, Chordata, Mammalia, Rodentia, Cricetidae. The record is from RefSeq and is a predicted model, not a curated record.